AUGAAUCAAAAUAUGGCAUUUCAAUCUGGACGAUCCAGUUUUCUUUCAACACUUCCACUUUUUCGUAAAUCAAGUGAAUCUGAAAAAGAUGAAACUCGUCGUUUAAAAUUCUAUCAAUUGUAUCGAUUUGCUGAUAUAUGGGAUAUUUUCUUAAUGAUUAUUGGUACAAUAGCUGCAAUAAUUGCUGGAAGUCUCUAUUCAGUGAUGUUAAUUCUUUAUCGAAGAGCAAUGACUGAACUUGUUAAUUUAGGAAAAUUAAAAGCAAAUAUUACUACGAAUAGUACGACGACUACGAAUCUUAGUGAAUGUUUCAUUGUACCGAACAAUAGCACUACAUUUGAUUCAUCUGAAAAUGAUAUAAAUGAUGUUGUGAAUUAUUAUGUUCUUGUUGGUUUUCUUAGCGUUUUUUUCUAUUGGUUGGCUUGGAUAUGUUGGAUUCUUUCGAGUGAAAGACAAGUUCGACGCAUGCGUUAUGCACUUUUUCGAAAUAUCUUAAGACAAGAAAUUGGUUGGUUUGAUGUACAUAAUACGGGUGAAUUAAGUAAUCAUCUUAUUCGAGAUCUUGAUACAAUCAAGGAUGGAAUGAAUGAUAAAAUGGCUGAUUUUAUUGCUCUUCUAUCACGUGUGAUAGCCUCGAUAAUCUAUGGUCUUUUAAUUGGAUGGAAAUUAACUCUUGUAUUUUUAUCAGUAACUCCAUUAGUAGUUCUUUCUUUCAAUUUUACAGUAGUAGUUAUAAUAAAAUAUACAAAGAAAGAAAUUGAAGCUUUUGUAUCAGCAUCAUCAAUUGCUCAAGAAGUAUUACAAAGUAUUCGAACAGUGACAGCAUUUCAUGGACAAAAAAAAGAAGAAGAAAGGUUUUCUGAAAAUUUAAUUUUAGCAAAACAAAUUGGGAUUAAAAAAGGAUUAUAUAUGGGAUUAUCUCAAUGUUUAUAUCAAAUUUUUCUCUUUUUCGCAUUUGGAAUUACGUUUUGGUAUGGUCCAGAACUUGUUCGAACAGAUUGUACACAUUAUUCAGCUGGAACAGUCUUAGCAGUUUUUAUAGGUUGUAUGGUAGCAACAUUUAGUCUAUCACAAUUUGUUCCUAAUUUUCAAAGUUUUGCUGAAGCUUUUGCUAGCGGAAGUUAUGUAUUCAAUAUUAUUGAUCGACAAACAGCGAUUGAUGUAACAAGUAAUGAAGGAGAUACACCACAAAAAUGUAUUGGUAAUAUUGUAUUCGAUAAUGUUAUGUUCAGUUAUCCUGCAAGACCAGAAGCACUAAUACUUAAUAGAUUAUCAUUAAACAUUCCGUCGGGUAAGACAAUUGCUAUAGUUGGAGAGUCUGGAAAUGGCAAAAGUACAAUAAUUCAAAGAUUCUAUGAUCCAGACGAAGGUCAAAUUUUUCUUGAUGGAAAAGAUGUAAAAACAUUAAAUGUUGCAUGGCUUCGUUCACAUAUUGGAAUUGUUAGUCAAGAACCUGUUCUUUUCAAUAUAUCAAUUGAAGAUAAUAUUCUAUUUGGAAAACCAAAUGCAACUGAUGAUGAAAUUGAAGCUGCUGCUAAAAUGGCUAAUGCACAUGAUUUUAUUAUGGAACUACCAGAGAAAUAUAAAACAUUAGCAGGUGAUAAAUUAAGUGGUGGUCAAAAACAACGUGUGGCAAUUGCUCGAGCAUUAAUAUCAGAUCCAAAAAUUCUUCUUUUAGAUGAAGCAACAAGUGCACUUGAUAAUACAAGCGAAAGAAUUGUACAAGAUGCUUUAGAUAAAGCUAAAAUGGGUAGAACAACAAUUGUUAUUGCUCAUCGUUUAAGUACAAUUCAAAAUGCUGAUUUAAUUCUUGUAUUAGAACAUGGACAAAUGGUUGAAUAUGGUAUUCAUAAUGAAUUAAUGGAACAGAAAGGUUUUUAUUAUGAAUUAGUUACUACUCGAAGUAAAAAAGAAGAAGAAGAACAAGUUCAUAUGCAUAUUCACGAAGAAGAAGAAGAUGAGGAUGAAAUUGAAAAAUCAGUAUCUCAUACAUUACCCAAACAAAUAAGUUUAUCGAGUGAUGUUACCGAUGAAAAUAUGAAUAAUAAUGAUGAUAUAAAAUUGAAUGAUUCAUUAGAAAAACCAAAGAAAUCUUUUAAUACUCCACUUAUAUUUCAAGUUUUUAAACUUAAUCUUCCAGAAUGGUAUUGGAUUCUUUUGGGUACAAUUUCUUCUAUAAUUUUUGGUGCUACUCCACCACUUGUUGCACUUAUUUUUUCUGAGGUCUAUAGUUUAUUUGCUGAACCAGAUGUUGAAAAACAAAAACAUUUAACAAUUAUAUAUGCAGCAAGUAUUUUUGCUAUUGGUAUUGUUGGAGGUGUCGCUCAAUGUCUUAGUACAGCUGCAUUUGCAAAAUCAGGAGAAGAAUUUACUAUGCGUAUGCGAAAAAAAACAUUUUCAGCAAUACUGCAACAAGACAUGGAAUAUUUUGAUCAAGAAUCAAAUUCAGUUGGAGCUCUUGUUACACGUUUAGCAACGGAUGCAUCUGCUCUCAAAGUAAGAAAUACAAUUUGA
Messenger RNA from Adineta steineri, 2514 nucleotides. NCBI's taxonomy places the organism in Eukaryota, Metazoa, Rotifera, Eurotatoria, Adinetida, Adinetidae. The record is from the annotation of a GenBank genome assembly.